AUGAUGCCAGCCCUGGCCGCCCAGCGGCGGGGCUGCCGCGGCCUCUACCGCCUGUACCUGCGGUGCCAGGCGGCGCCGCGGCCCCGCGCCUGCCACGGAUGGAAAGCUUCAAUGAAAAGUGGGAGCCUGUCUUAUAUUCUGCCAUGCAAUCGCCUGCCCAUGCAGUUGAUGAGUCAAGUGAGAGUUUACACAUCCAAUGGUCAGAAAAAAGAUCUUGGAUCAGAAGAUACAAAUAGAUCAGCCCGUGAAGAAACACUAAAUAAGGCUGAAACAGGACAAGAUACAACCAAUGCAGGUCAAAAGCAGUCUUCACCUAAACAGCCAAUUCAAGUAAAAGUGAAAGCAGUCCUUAAAAAAAGAGAGUACGGACCAAAAUACACCCAAAAUAACUUCAUCACUGGAGUCAGAGCAAUAAAUGAAUUUUGUCUUAAGUCCAGUGAUUUAGACCAGCUGAGGAAAAUUAAACGACGAAGUCCCCAUGAUGACACUGAGACUUUCACCGUAUACCUGAGAUCAGAUGUAGAGGCAAAGUCUCUUGAAGUUUGGGGUAGUCCAGAGGCUCUUGCCAGAGAAAGAAAACGGCGUAAAGAGGCAGAGAUCAAGUACAGAGAAAAUCUAUUUAGAAACCAAAGGCUGUUGUGGGAAUACAGGGAGUUCUUUGGAAAUACUAAGCCACGCUCCAGUACAGCAACUAUGUUUUUCAAGGGACCAGGGAAGGUGGUAAUGGUAGCUAUUUGCAUAAAUGGGUUGAAUUUUUUCUUUAAGCUACUUGCUUGGGUUUACACGGGUUCUGCAAGUAUGUUUUCAGAAGCCAUACAUUCUUUAGCAGACACAUGUAACCAGGCAUUGCUAGCUUUGGGCAUCAGUCAGUCUGCAAGGACACCUGACCCUAGUCAUCCGUAUGGUUUCACAAACAUGCGCUACAUUGCCUCCCUGAUUAGUGGAGUAGGCAUUUUCAUGAUGGGUGCAGGACUUUCUUGGUAUCAUGGGAUCAUAGGUUUACUCCACCCUCAUCCUGUAGAAUCUCUUCUCUGGGCAUACUGCAUUUUAGCAGGGUCAUUGGUAUCUGAAGGAGCUACCCUUCUUGUUGCUAUAAAUGAAAUUCGCAGGAGUGCUCGUGCCAAGGGCCUGUCAUUUUAUCAAUAUGUUGUGCAGAGUCGUGAUCCUAGUACAAAUGUGGUGUUACUGGAGGAUGCUGCAGCAGUUUUGAGCGUGGCAGUAGCUGCUACCUGUAUGGGUCUGACUUCUUUAACAGGAAACCCAUAUUAUGACAGCGUGGGGUCUCUAGGUGUUGGAACUUUGUUAGGAACUGUCUCAGCAUUUCUAAUCUACACUAACACUGAAGCCCUGCUGGGACGAUCCAUUGAACCUGAACAACUGCAGCGACUCACUGAGUUACUGGAAAGUGAUCCUGUAGUAAGAGCAAUUCAUGAUGUUAAAGCCACAGACAUGGGAAUGAGCAAAGUGAGAUUCAAGGCAGAAGUAGACUUUGAUGGACGUGUUGUUACUCGGUCUUACCUGGAAAAACAAGACAUUGAACAGCUGCUACAAGAAAUUCAGCAAGUGAAAACCCUUGAAGAAUUAGAAGCCUUCAUGCUUAAGCAUGGUGACAAUAUCAUUGACACACUGGGAGCUGAAGUAGACAGACUUGAAAAGGACCUGAAGCAACGAAAUCCUGAUGUUCGUCACGUGGAUUUGGAGAUACUAUAGAGGCGAACAGAAGAAAUCUUCAGGUUGCUACUCCUUUGGAAAGAAGUCACAUAAAGGGCUGAAAAGCUUCUGAAAUUGCAGUGACCUCAGCACCAUACCUCGCUUACUUAUGCUGUAGGCUUCCUGGACUGUAAGCACUGCUUCUGUUUCUGGAAGAGUGCUAGACUUGCAGACAAAAAUUUCCAUGGCAAAAUCAGUUUUCAAAAGCUACUUGAGUUAAAUUCCACAGGAGAGUCUGUCUGAAUAUAUUUACUGUGAUUCAGAACUUAAGACUUGAGAUUUAGUUAGGCAAAUACAGCUGCCUGAAACUAUAUAACACACUUAGUUUUCCAUUUGUGUCCCUUUACAGUCAGUUUGCACUUCUUUAGUUUCUUUCAAGAUAUCAUUAAAGGUUCUUGGGAGAUAUUAAGAUUAACUAGGAGGAGUUUGUUCCAGUGGAACCUGCCAACCUUAAACUAUUUCAAUUGUGCAAUUGUUUCAUAGUUUUUCUUUUCUAUGAGAUAAAUUCUUCCAAACGGGCACUGGCCUUCUCUCAAGUACUGUGACCUGGAAACCUGCUUUUUGCCACCAUUACGAUUACCAAGAUUACCAACUGCACUUCAGAAAAAUAAGAUUUUUCACCUCAGUGGAGCCAGCUGUAUGGGUUUAGCCAGAGUAUAUUAAGCUACUGUGAAAAAUUACUGUGUACGAAUUUUGGUGCACUUCCUCUUUUUAGUUUUGUUCUUUUUUUCCCUGCUCUGACACUUGUUUUCUUAUUUGUAAUUAUCUUCAGAUGUAAUCUGAGGGAUAUUUAUGGUAGCGCUUAUUAAAAGUUACCUAGCAUUUUUGGCUUUUUAUAUUUUAAUAGGCUCUAUUGCCAGAUAUGGUCUUUUCUAGAAGGUGGCGAGAGAUGUAGUUGGAAUACACAAUAGUAAAAAAUGAACUAUUUAUAAUUAAACAAAUGAAUACAUUGUAUUCUUAAUUUAUUUAUCUCUAGAUAUUAUUUGUUAUCUGAAUUCAAAACCAUUUUGUUUUUUAAAAGUUGACCGUACUUGUUUUGGAAAGUAAAGUAAUUCUAUCAGUGGUCCUCAACAAUCCUGAGAUAAGGUCUUAGUUUAUAACUUUGAAAUAUAGAUUUUAGCACUGUAUAUAAUUGGCCUCAAGGCUUUCUGCAGUAGGUACCCAAGUUGUACCAGACUCUUUGAGACCCAGUCUUUAUUAAUAAGGCCACAAGAGUAUUGAGCACAAAGUUGAAAUAUAAGUGGAAUAACUGUAUAUAAGUAACACUGAGAAAAUUUGUUUAUGCACUUUAACAUAAAAUUUGCUCAUGGGUGAAAGGUAGUAAUAAGACCAUCCUAGUAACUCAGUUGCUGAAUAAUGACUGAAUUGCUGAAAGAAGAAAUGUUCAUAUGAAACACAAGUCUUCAAGAAUCAAUUUAAAAUUAAAUUGUAAGCAUUGCAGCAAAUAAUUUUGGAGACAAAUAUGUCCAGAUUUGACUAAAAGCUUUUUAGAAUUUUUUUUUCAUACUAAGUGUCACUUACCAGUGAAUUAUGAGAAUUUAAAAUAGCAUGCCUUUUUGGCAACUGCAAAGCAUUUUGCAUGCUGGUCAUUUUAAGUAGAAAAACAUUCCAGAGUUAAGUUAUUCUUCAGUACCUUUGUCCAUCAUCCCUAUUCACUGGUGGCUUCUUUAUAGUAUAAUACCUUACUAUGGCUAAUUCAAAAAAAAGCUUGCUUUAUCUGGUUUUCUCCUAUUGUAGAACUAGUUAGUAUAUUUAAGCCUGAUGAUUUGAAAUGCAGUUUAAAGGUAAUUUGGAAGUCUCCCGUAUCAAAUAUUAAGGCAUAUUUUAGCACCUUAUAAAUAAUUUACCUUCUCACCUUGCCAUGUAAAAUUCAUCUCAUCUCAGUAUGCACUCUGCUGGUAUUAGUCUUAUUCAUGAAGAGCACUGGAAUCUGGUAACGCAUACCCUGUUUUCUUUUCCCUAGAAUCUUUUUAUAGAUUUUAAAUUUGAAUAAACGUGUUAGUAAGCCAGUCAUUCCAGAAAUCUUAAAAACCUGAAGAGAAAUAAAACUGGGAAAAUAUUCUUCCUGUGGAGGUUAGUGAAGACAGCCAGUGUGAUCGAAGUGGUUUGUGUGCUGGAGUUACUGAUGAAUGAGUAGUGCCAGUAAGCACUUUGCAGGGCAGAAGUUUCCCUGCAAGGUUAGUAAAUGUUAUCUCAAUAGCAAAGGGUUCCCAUAUUGUUUUCAAGAAAAGACAUGAGUUUAUAUUCUUACAGGACAUCUGCUCCAAGAGCCUAUAAAAAUGUUUUUUUUAUUCAUCAGAGAUGUAAUUCAUGUGAAUUCUGAUCCUAAUUUCUUUAUUUGAAUCAGAAGAAUACUCAUCCACACGCCUUUUGUUUGUAUUCCAAGAUAGAAUUCACUUCCUUGUUUCCCAGUUACAUUAUUAAUUAUAGCAACACAGUAUGUUAAAUUUAAGAAGCCAGAACUUGAAUGUUUUUAGGUAUAUUACAGUCAAGCAGUUUGAGGACCCAGUUCCAUUUUUAAAGUGCCCUGGAUGGUGAUGUAGCACAAAAGGGCAUGCAGACUGGUUUCAGCAGUACCCUGUAAGUUUACAUGUCAUGCAGGAUGGAAAAUACUGAUUCAUGUAGCCUGUCAGGUUGGAAAGGAAAAGUAAUUCCAAGCUGUUACAUUUUAAUUUUUAUGUUAGAAUUUGCAGAUUGCUUUUAACACAUUUGAUAUUUUUACUGCUUUUUUCGUUAACUGUGUUUAUAGUAAAAAACUUGAGGUGAUGUGGGUCCAGGACUUAGUUUACUUUUGUUUUAAUGUUUUUUUGGGGAAAAUUAUUAGCAAAUACAUUUACAUUAUAGAAUCCUCAGAAUUAAAGAAAACUUAAAAAGUGUGGAGGAGUGAAUUUUUUCUUUAUCACAAAUGCAAUUGCAUGAUGAUUCUUUUUGGUUGAUUUUAAAGAAAAGGAGUAGGGAUUUACCUACCAAUGAAGUUAUAUUCUAGGAUUUUUUCAAUUAAAGUGUGGUGUUUUAAAAUAAUUUAUUUUUGUAGACUGACCUUGCAGGUUCUGUUUUUUCAAAUUGUGUUCAAAAUAAUACUGCCCUCUCUGCUUUGUGGAAGAUUGCUUACAUGCUGUGCAGUGUCUCAUAAUUCUCUAAAACUUGCAAUGUGUGAAAAAAAUUGUCUUUGUGUUCCAAUAUACUGAAUGAUCUUAUGUAUUUUAAGUCCAGGUUGGCUGGAUGCUAAUAAUAUGUUUUUCUGUAGAAUUUUUUUUCUGUAAGAGGUAAAAUUUUGAAGUGAUUAUCUUUCUCCCAAGAAUGAAUUUCAAGUCUAAAUUUCUCCUUUAUACACUGGAAUUCAGUAUUUGAUGUGGUCUCCCUCUCCCCCUCCACUUUCUAAAGCAUUUAUUAAGGGUUUGGUAGCAGUAAAUAUUCCAGUGGAGUACUGUAUUUCAGGGACUGUUAGCCGUUUUGUUUGCUGGUCUAGAAGUAGUGGGGAUUUAGGGAACAGGAGAACAUAUAAGGAAAAAUUUGCAUCCUUCACCUUCUGUGACUCAGUUUUGGACUGAAGGUUUUUAGGCUCUGUUUUUUUCCUUCCCUGAAUUCCCACACAGCUUUUAUUGCUUUUUUUAAACGACUCUUACUUUUAGAGGAGCAAGCCAUUAUGAACAUCUUAUGUUUUUAACAGCAGGGCUAAAUUCUACUCUUAGUGUCUGGAUUUUGUACUGUACUUCUUGUUCAUUCAUAGUUGACAAUAAUGAUUGCUGUUUUAAAAGCCACAAACCAUGUUAGCCAAAACUGAGUUUUCUGAUUCAUGGUAGGUGCAGGUUUUUUAGUUAUGUCUGCAGACUCAGUUUUUAUUGAGAGAUUUUUACUGCCCCCUCUUUGAUAAGGGAGAGUACAGGGUAGGUUUUUAGGCAUGUUUUGUCUAGAUUGUACACUAAUUGCAGUUCUAUGUUCUCUCUUUUAUCAUUUCAGCUGAUUUUUCUGUAACAAAAAAAAAAUAUACAUUAUAGAAGUACCUCUAAUAAUGAUGAGUGCAUCAAAUACAGGCAUCAUGCAAGAGUUUUUAGGCCUUUAUUGAAAAUGUGGUGAUUUUUGAAAAAUCUCAAUGAAGUAAUCCUUUUCCUAAAGUCGAUUUAGAUAUUUUCCUUGUAGAAGAAACCACAGAAGCAUAUUGUUUUAAGAUUUGAAAGCAAAAUGUUUCCUCUUACAGUCAUAUGUUCUUAAGGCAUUUUGUCUUGGUAGAACAAUUGAUAAGUAUUGACUCUUGUACAAAACCUUUGCUUCUGCCCAUUCCUUAAGGCUUACAGAAGUGAAUAUAAAAUGACAGUGUUAAUUUUUCUUCUAGCUUAAGUAUUGUGCUGCCUCUGUUCUUAUUGCUAGUGAAAUAGAGGGUACCACUAACAUCUUCCUUGCAGUUUACCUGUGUAAUGUAAAUGAGAAGUUGAGACGUACCAAAAAGAUUUUUUUUUUUAUAGAGGGAUUGUGCAGCUUAAGUAAUUUUUCCUUUCUUGUUAGUGACAUACAAAUAAGUAAGAUCAAAAGUAGGCUGAUCUUUAUUACAUAAAAAAAAAAAACAAUCCAAGCUUUAAAGCACAGUAGUCAGAUUUUUUGAAAUGCAUGUCCUUUGAGGAAAAUAAAAUGUGCCAGGAGCUAUAAGUGAUUAUAUGGACUAUAGAAACUGCAGUCAGUCAGACUUUGCUGAAGCAAAACCAAAUAAACUAAAAGUGUGUGGUAAAAAGAAAGGAAUAUAAGGAAGGAAAAAGACCUAACAUGUCGAGCACUUGGAAAAAGGAAAGGAUGAACACAAUCUAAAAAACUUGUCCAGAAAUGAGAAAUUAUGAUUGGAGAAGAAAGGAACAGUAAGAAAUUAAUAUUUUAUUAGAAUGCAUAAAACUAGGUAGUGUGACAUUCCCUUUCUUUUAGCAAUAUUCCAGUGGUUGGAUAAUUGCUUCUUCUCACCCCCAGCAAAAACUCAUCCUUUUUUUUCCUGUGCUGAAAAUCAGUGCCUCUGUUUAACUGUGUCCUAAUAUGGUGUUCAGCCUUGCAGGUACAAAUCUAUUUGUCCUCUGAAAACUUAGUUUUACUGCUAAGGGUGAUGGUGUAAUCUCAGUCUGGAGCUUUGUUGGUGAGGUAUGUGUUUGGUGAGUGGAGGGUGAGUAAUGUUAAUUGUGGAAAUGGGAGCUGGAGUGAAUUAAAGAGAAAAUGAAUCAAUUCUUUUAGACAGAAAAUGAUUGAACCAUACUGAACAUGUUAUGGAAAAAAAGGGUGCUCUGUUCUAAUGUCUACAGAAUUCUUGUAGUGGACUGUAAUCAUUGGUGAAUACGUUAGUCCGUAUUUUUCAAGUUGCUUAAAUAUCUGUGGAUAAGCAAGAUUUCUAAUUAAAUAACAUUAUGAAAAGAAGCUAAAACAUUUAAAAUAUAAUGUGAAAAUGAUGUAUGUUUUUUAAAUACCACAGACAAAUACUAUAGCAGAUUACUAUAGAUAGGUGGAAAAUAUUCUAUAUUACAUGAAGUACUUCUGGACAUUUUUUUUCUCUGUGUAAGUUAAAGCCACCAAUUAAAAUAAAGAGUCUUAGUUACUUUUUAAAAGUAUUAUACUGACAGUAAGCCCACUCAAAUUUUUGUAUAGCCAACAUUCAAAGUGCUGUUAUGGGAAGAAAGUGUCUGUUAAAAUAGUGAAAUACAGGUCCACACUCUAGCAUAAGUUUGAUUUUUGUAAUCUAAAUUUAGACUAAAUUUAAAACUUUUGAGGUUGUGAUCAGCUGCUUCAAAUCUGAAGUCAGAAGAAAAGCACUGCAAUGAUGUAUAUAUGAUGUAAUAUAAAGGGGAUUUUGUAAGUUUCUCUUCAAAUUAAAUAUGCUGAAGGACUAAGUGAGAAGCAUUUGAAAAAUGCCUAAAGCAUUUGGAAAGCAUUUUGGCUAUUGCCAAAAUUAUAUUAAAUUUGAAACUGAACAGUGAGGAUUGUCACUGGUGGUAGAACUUUCAAAAGGCAAUGUCAAAGUUGAAAUCCAUUUUUCCAUGCAACCUCUUAAUCAAAUUCAUCACUCUCCCUCAUGUCCCCCCCCCCCGCCCCUCAGUCGCCCUUCUUGCUUUUUGGUGUAUUGGCUUUUUCAUUCUGUGUCUUGGUUACUCCAUAUUAGUAUGGGGAAGUCAUUUUGAUUUGUGAGGUGUAGACAUUUAAAUACUUAUCUGCAUAUGUUCUUUGUUUUGUAAUUACACUUGAAUUCGGUACAUUCUGUAUCAUGUCUGGAACUUGUAAUUGCUCAGUAAAAUGUUACAUAGCCAGUAAAGGUUGCAUUCUGUUAAUUUAAGCAAUUGUAUAUAUAUUAUAAAGGCAAGCACUAACAAUGGCUUUAGGCAGCUGAUGAUUUGUUAAAUUUCUGAAUUCAAAAUGCAUACAACUUUUAUGGAUGCAAAACAAAGGUUAUAUCCAUCUAUUUGCACUAGUUAUUCAGUCUGCCUUUGUGAUGCUGACAGUGCACGCACUGAUGAAUAGCAUGCAGUUGGUGAGGGAGCAAUAUGCCCAGUUAGCCAAGCUCUGUUUAUUAAUACUCUGUACUUUAUGACAACUCUGCCUUUUAUCCUAUUCACCCCAUCUUCAAAAGAGUGCAGUUUCUUCCCCAUUACAGAGAAAGCUCUUUCUGCCUGGCUCAGAGCCCCCACUGGCACUGUGUCCUGUUUGGACUACCUGUCCUGAUCCAGACGUAAGGAUGAAAUGAAGAAAGUUAGUAAUACAGAUGGGCUGCAUGUCUCUGUAUAGUCAUGGGCAUGGGGAAAAUUCCUUGAAGAGGUUGGUUUUAUGUAUUAGAUUCAUAUAGUAACUGUAGUUUCACAAUCCCAGCAAAGCUGUCCAAGCCUCUUAAGAAAAAGCUUGAAAUCAGUCAGCUUAGAAGGGAUUUAACAUAUUCUCUGAUUCAUUAAAGUGUUGCUUUUUAUCACUAAUACUGAUAAAACCAGUGAUUUAUCCAGUUAUGGAAAGAACUACUUGUAAUUGGGCUAAAGAAUCUGUAUGUGGUUGGAAAGAAGAGUCAAAAAUGCCAGAAGCCUGGGUGAUGAAGUAGAGAAGCUUGAAAAAUUUGGGAGUUUUUGUCUGGAUGGUAUCAGAUACCAGAAGUAAGGUGGUCAAGCAACAUAUUGCAGGAAAGAUUUUGGCUAUGCAGCAUAAUGUCCUGAUUGCUAAAGAUGUCUCUUUUCAUAGUUAAGAGACUCCCUUUUUCAAGGGAUGUUUGUCGUUUUGUUUUGUUUGUUUGUUUUCCUAAUGAACCAAGAUUUGCCUGAGCAGAGACAGGAGAGACUUCAGGGCCUUGUCUCUUGUCUAUUUGACGUCAAGUCCAAAUAUUGGACUGUCUUUUGGGCUGUCUGAAUAACCAGGCAAGUGGUAUCAGCCACUUUGAAAGAGGGAGAGAGCUCUGUGUUUUCACAUGAUGUAACUUGGAAUCCUCAAAAUGCUUUAUUUACCAUUUGUGGUAUUUGUUGAAAGGCCAUUCUUAAAUAAUCAUGUUAAGUUGUGGGUAAUGGGUUGAAAUGGGACCUUGCAGUUAGCUGGUUGGAGGUGAUCUUAACAGUGCUGUUCGAGAAUGAAUUUUGUCUGUCUUUCCUAGUAUUUUAUGAGGGACUUUAUUAAAAUAUCAUGAAAAGUAAA
Messenger RNA from Lepidothrix coronata (blue-crowned manakin), 9339 nucleotides. It is a transcript of the gene SLC30A9, whose product is annotated as solute carrier family 30 member 9. The record is from RefSeq and is a predicted model, not a curated record. The coding region runs from base 1 to 1710 and encodes 569 amino acids. Gene Ontology annotation, cellular component: membrane; nucleus. Lineage: Eukaryota; Metazoa; Chordata; Aves; Passeriformes; Pipridae. Gene Ontology annotation, molecular function: monoatomic cation transmembrane transporter activity. The transcript is spliced from 18 exons. Gene Ontology annotation, biological process: transmembrane transport; positive regulation of transcription by RNA polymerase II; zinc ion transport.